Molecule: messenger RNA, 336 nt
Organism: Candida albicans SC5314
Lineage: Eukaryota; Fungi; Ascomycota; Pichiomycetes; Serinales; Debaryomycetaceae
Exons: 1
Coding region: 1-336 (111 amino acids)
Source: RefSeq, a predicted model, not a curated record
AUGACUCACUUAAUCGAAGACAUAAAUAUAAAUGGGAUUGACUAUACAAUAGUAAUCACCUUCAAUUCCAAAACUCAUAGCAAAGCACCAAUGUCAAUAUACAUCAACCAACAAGGCAAUCAAGAAAUGGGUGAUUACAUAUAUACAAUUUCUUCUUAUUCGACAUACUUGAACAAUCUGACAAAUAACGAUCAAAUCAAACUGCUUAAUCAACUAUUAGUGAAGAAAUUCAAUGUGCCGAUAUUUCUAAAUAUCAGUGGGGAUAUAGGGACAACUUCCAAUGUGGAAUUGUUUCGAUCCAUUGUGGAUUUAGUAGAACACCUGAAACUGAAUUAA